UGUCAGUCAAUAGCGUGGACAGAUUAUAUAAGUGUGAUAUAAUUUUUCUGAUAAAGUACACGUGUCAUCAAAAUUUACAAUUAUUGAUGUGUAACAACAUAUAAUGGAAUUUUUAACAUUAAUAUAUCUCAUAUAUAUUAUAUUUGUGAAUAGUGGGGUUUCUCAACGACAACCUGUGGUAUCAACAGAUUGUGGUCCUGUGUUAGGAAUUAAUUCCACAGCCUUCGUAUUCAAGGGAAUAGCAUAUGCCGUUCCACCAGUACGUGAUCUACGAUGGACUCCUCCACAGGCCCUGAGAAAAACUGGUGGAACAUGUUGGGCAGGAACAUUCAAUGCAUCAACAUUUGGAAACACGUGCAUACAACGAAAUGAAUACAAUCAAAGUGAAAUUAUAGGUAGUGAGGACUGUCUCUAUCUCAAUGUAUGGACGCCGACGCUAAACACCAGCGCUAAUUUACCAGUCAUGGUGUGGAUACACGGUGGAAGUUUGCAGUUAUCAAAUGGAAACAGGCCGACUUUUAGCCCAACUGCAAAGCUUGCAAACUCAACAAACGUCGUUUAUGUUAGCAUGAACUAUCGUCUUCAUGCCUUCGGUUUUAUGGCUUUGGAUAUUUUGACAGCGCGAUCGGCACAUAAAACCUCUGGAAAUUAUGGAUUCAUGGAUCAGCAACUUGCACUUCAAUGGGUGCAACGGAACAUCAAAAACUUUGGCGGGAACCCUAAUUUGGUUACCGUAUUUGGUCAGAGUUCAGGCGGAACUAGCAUUAUAGGUCUUCUAGCAUCUCCAUUGUCAAAGGGACUAUUUCAUCGCGCAUGGAUGAUGAGUGCGUCACCUGUUUAUAAUAAAACCCUAGAGGAUGCAUCUAAAGAUAAUUUAGUGUUUCUAAAAAACACAGGCUGUUCAGAUACAAAGUGUCUGGUGAAUGUACCAGCAAAUGAAAUUAUUCAUGCAGUUCCAUGGAACGUCUAUCCUUUUUGGGCUAUGUCGGAUCAAAUGGACUUGCCAUUACGUAACUACUUUGAUGGGGCUAUUUGUAUUGUGGAUGGAUAUGUUGUACCCGAACCACCGUUUGAAAUGUGGAAGCAGGGAAAAGGGAUAGACGUCCCCGUUAUUGUUGGUACAACCAGUCAGGAAACAGACCUUCAUCCAUCACAUUCAGAUAUAAACAGUUGGACAUGGGAUACCUAUCACAAAUACGUCCACACGUAUCUCGACACUUUUCCUGGAAACAUUUCUACCGAAGCUUUAGCCCUGUAUCCAGAUGGUGUAGAAAGCGAAGAAUACCAAUACACAUCGAUGACGUCAGAUUUAAGAGUAACCUGUCCCAAUAAUAUCAUGUCAGAUAUACUCAGUAAAUACUUCAAAUCUCCAGUUUAUAGAUACGUUCUUACUAUUUGGCCAUCCCAGCCCGUCAAUGUAAUGGGUAUACCAUACAAGGCUAAGUACGCAUGUCACAUGUGGGACGCCAUUGGAUUUUUUGGCUCCAUCAGCAGCUACUAUAAACCUACGGAAGGUGAUCAAAGCUUUGAAAAAUCGAUUCAGAAAGAAAUGGUCCAUUUUGCCACUACAGGAAAAUUAUAUACACAAAGCUGGAAAACUUAUCCAACAAGCACUGGUCUUCUGACUACGAACGUGACAGUUGUGUCGUCUUAUCAUGCUAAAAUGUGUACUUUUUGGAAGGACAACGAUUUUUUCCGCUACGCCUGGAUAAACUAAAAAAAAAUCUUAUUUCAGUAUCUACUUUCUAUUAUUAAAUAAAAUGAUCAAAUAUA
Messenger RNA from Mytilus trossulus (common blue mussel), 1773 nucleotides. RefSeq names its product para-nitrobenzyl esterase-like. The record is from RefSeq and is a predicted model, not a curated record. The coding region runs from base 104 to 1717 and encodes 537 amino acids. The transcript has 4 exons. Lineage: Eukaryota; Metazoa; Mollusca; Bivalvia; Mytilida; Mytilidae.